AUGGCAGCCGCUACGUCCACCACCACCGCAAUCCGCCUCGAGACCAUCCCCCCAAGCAGCGUCGUCACCCAGCGCGACGUUAUCCAGGAAACAACAAACCCGCGAGACACCGGAACCGACCCCGACCCCGUCCUCGCCGCCUCCCGGGCUGCGGAUAGCACCGUCCCCGACGGAGGCUACGGCUGGGUCGUGGUAUCGUGCUGCUCCCUCGUGACGUGGUGGUUCGUCGGCACCAGCUACAGCUGGGGCGUCAUCCAGGGCGCCCUCGUGGCCGACGGCGUCGGGUCGCCCGGCACCCUCGCCUUCGUGGGCUCGCUGUCUGCCGCCCUCAUCAGCGCGCUGGCCAUCGUCAACGCGCGGGUUGUUCGAUGGAUCGGCACCCGGUACACCGGUCUUCUGGGGAUCUUCCUCAUCGGGUUGGCUGAGAUUACCGCGAGCUUUGCCGUCAGUAAUGUCGGGGGGUUGUUUGCUACUGUUGGUGUGUUGCUGGGCUUGGGGAUGAGCUUGUGUUUUAUGACCGUCUCCGUCGCUCCAGCUCAGUAUUUCAACCGCAAGAGAGGCCUUGCGAACGGUAUCGUCUUCGCAGGGGGCGGUCUCGGUGGUGCCCUCAACAGUCUCGUGCUAGAUUCGCUCAUCCAGAAAUACGGGCCGGCAUGGACGUAUCGUGUCCUAGGUCUCGCGACCCUUGUCACAGGUCUCCCCGCUGCGUGGAUGAUCAAAGAACGAACCCCUAUUCGCACGACGGCCUUGGUAGAAUGGCGCCUCUUUAGAGACCCGGGCUUCCUCCUAGUCUUCGCAGCCGGUGCGGUCGGCACCUUCCCCCUUUUCGUCCCGCCCUUUUUCGUGCCCCUCUACAGUCGGUCCAUGGGCCUCUCGUCGACCACGGGUGCCGGCCUCCUAGCCGGCUUCAACUUCUCGUCCGCCGUCGGCAGGAUUCUCUGCGGUUUCUUCUGCGACAGGCUCGGCCCGCUGAACACGCUUCUCGCAUCCUUCUUGCUCACGGCCGUCAGCAUGCUCGCGCUGUGGCCCGUCUCCACCACGCUGGCCCCCCUGGCUGUGUUCGUCGUGGUCAACGGCGCUUCCAACGGCGGGUUCUUCUCCACCAUGCCGACCGUCGUGGGUAACACUUUCGGGUCGGCACGGGUGUCUGUCGCCAUGGGCAUGGUGGUUACGGGAUGGGGCGGAGGAUACCUGAUGGGCGCACCCAUUGCGGGAUAUUUGCUGGAUGCGUAUGGCGGAGCCGAAGAAGGCUUGCAUGCCUAUCGCCCGGCCAUGUUUUACGCCGGCUCUCUUGCCCUUGCUGGGGCCGGCCUUGUUGCUUUCCUCAAGUUCCGGACCAACAAGAACAUUUUUGCCAAAGUGUAG
Sodiomyces alkalinus F11 is the source of this 1365-nucleotide messenger RNA. Its product is annotated as MFS general substrate transporter. Gene Ontology annotation, biological process: transmembrane transport. The transcript is spliced from 5 exons. The record is from RefSeq and is a predicted model, not a curated record. Gene Ontology annotation, molecular function: transmembrane transporter activity. Gene Ontology annotation, cellular component: fungal-type vacuole membrane. Lineage: Eukaryota; Fungi; Ascomycota; Sordariomycetes; Glomerellales; Plectosphaerellaceae. The coding region runs from base 1 to 1365 and encodes 454 amino acids.